Molecule: messenger RNA, 1318 nt
Organism: Ostrinia nubilalis (European corn borer)
Lineage: Eukaryota; Metazoa; Arthropoda; Insecta; Lepidoptera; Crambidae
Exons: 2
Coding region: 186-602 (138 amino acids)
Source: RefSeq, a predicted model, not a curated record
CCUUUCAGCACGGAUUGUACUAAACUUGCGUUGACACUCAAAAAAUUCUAGAGGUCGCGGAUUUUGAUUUUGCUGCGCCGAAACGGUCUCGAUCGUUUGUGCAUUACCUAUUCUAACCGUUAGAACAUACGCGCGGGGAGAAAUACUUGCCAGUGACGCGUCAGGACUUGUGCAAGACAGGAGUCAUGUUUGUUGACGGCCGAGGAAGACGUUGUGCUCUAAACGAGAAUCUGGUGGAACAACUGAUCGGAAAUGGGUGCACAUCUGACUUGGAGGAGGAAUCGGACGAGGAACAACUAAGCAAAGCUUUUCUGUUUCUGGAAAAUGAUGCAGAUAGUCCACACAGCGGUGAAGGGAAUGAGUCUGAUGAAGAAAUGGUAGUCCCCUUAGCACAACUGCGGCAAUUAAAUGUGACAGAGCCUAGAAAUCAGCCAGAAGCCUCUACCAGUGGUCUACCAAAGCAAGAAAGACGCAGAAUUUGGCGCGCAACUAACUUCGAAAACAAAUGCCAUGAUUUUCCACCAAGAGUAACAGCUGGUGAGGUAAAGAAAUUAAAGCUAAGGACUUGCUGUGGUUCAGAUUGGACCUUACUGAUGCUCUGAUUGCUUCGGUUCCUCAGGCUGAUCAAGUUUUAGAAGAUGAAGCUCCUAUUUCUGAACCAUCAACUAAAAGAUAUAGACCAGCUGUAGUUCCGUCUUCAGAUAAACGAUUGGAUAAAUUUAACCAUUUCCUGAUCUCACAAGAGGUAGAAAAUGCAGGUUUGAGAACUGCACGUCUUCCACUAUUAUCCGUUGCACAAAAUGCAACGUUCAUUUGUGCCUUGUUAGGAAUAAAAAUUGCUUCCUAACAUGUCAUACCAGACUGAUUUGUUUCAUUAAAAAUGGUAGGAAAUAUUUUUGUUUGUUUUUGAUUAAUGUUUUUGAUCAAUUUGAUCAAUAAAGGUGUCAUUAUUAUGUUACUCAAAGUAAUUCUGUUCUUAAGUCUAAGAAUAUCGAAAAUGCUAGAUAUUUUUUUUAAAUCUUGUCAUUAAAAUGUAAUUAAUAUGCGAGAUUAAAUACUUAUGUUGAUGAGACUGAUAAAUAGGGCUAUAAUAAAUAAAGUACUUAUAAUUAAACAAACUUUGUAUGAUUUAUUAUGGAAUGCACGAUCCUGCGUUAGCUGAGUAGAACCUGGAACGCACGUACGUGCGAUGUCUAUUGGGGGGAAACUAGAGGGGGGGGAUUUUUUUUACUAUUUUUGUUGGGGACUUUGAUUGCUAUGGGUUACAUAUAAAUACAAGUUUUUUCAAGUUUUCACUUUUUGUUCUGUCGUGCUGAAA